This is a messenger RNA of Penicillium argentinense, 381 nucleotides long. RefSeq lists its product as uncharacterized. Bases 1 to 381 code for a protein of 126 amino acids. The transcript is spliced from 2 exons. The record is from RefSeq and is a predicted model, not a curated record. NCBI's taxonomy places the organism in Eukaryota, Fungi, Ascomycota, Eurotiomycetes, Eurotiales, Aspergillaceae.
AUGCAAAAUCAGGCGAUAUCUGCUGAGUAUGUCACUACCUCUUGGACUGUGGUCCGAGGUUUCUUUGCUCGCGAACAACAUCUCGUCGAGCAUAUAUCGCGAAUCGAAAAAGCGUUGCACCAAGCGGGAUGGCAAAAUCAACAAGACAGAGCUGCAUACACCACUUUAGCCUCGAAGUAUGAGCAGCUGUAUGCAGGAUAUCAGAGGAUUUUGGAAAUGUACGAUUCCCUCGCAAAAACUGUCGGCGAAGCGGAGGAGUCAAACUAUGCGCCUCCGGCGACUGUGUCUGAAGAAGGACUUGCCAUCAUUAUUGAGCGACCUGAUCAUUCCGCCUCAGAUAAUGAAGAUGAGUAUGUUGAGGAAGAACGCAACAGCGUUUAG